GGGAGGGGAGGGGGAAUGUGGCAAAAGAACAGUACACAAAGAGGAAAAUACUAAAAACAAAACAAACAACAACAACAACAAAAUGGUGAAAUACCUGCAGAAAAUACAAGAAGAGCAAAUAAAUGCCACAAGCACAAUACUUCUGCAGUUUUGGACCUUUUCUGAAGCAGUAGGGGACAAAAUGUUUGAACAUGUAAUCAACCAGGGAUAUGCUGUUGAUUUUAACAGCUGUGCUUAUGCAAAUGCUUCUUGCAAUGGUUUUUCAAAAAGAUAAGAAAAAGGCAUGCUUUGUAAUUCAGAAACACGUCAACAUGCAGAUGAGUCAAUAAAAAUGGCAUAGGGAGAAUAGGACGUUUGAACUGAAAAUGCUUUAGGUACGAAUGGCUCCCAUAGUCCCACAUGAAUAAAGCAAUAGCUCAGGACUGUGCCAAGAGAAAUGAGCAACAACCAGAAAGGGUUCAGCUAGAAGCUGGCUCAAUGCAGACAAAAUAAUAAUAAUAAUAAUAAUAAUAAUAAUAAUAAUAAUAAUAAUAAUAAUAAUCAAGAGAUUAUCAAAAUAAAUCCAGGGAACAACAUUAACAAGAGGAGGAAUGAUCAAUAAACGUAAAUAGGAUGGCUCAGAUCAGCUUGGAAAUCCCUGUACUUCCGCCUACCCUCCUAUUAAUGUUUGAUUAUUUAGUUGCUCUGCACUGCAAGACAUUCUGUGGCCCACACCAGGAACGCUAGAUCAGGGAGUUUACCCCUUAUGGAGCAAACCUGCGAAACUGGUAAGGCUGGGCUGCCUUGGAGCUCAGGGAGCUCUGCAUGCCAAGCAGAGCGGUAGAAUCUAGCAGCCAAGAUGUGACAGCACUGCUCCUAGGAAAUGAGAGAUUGGGGUCAUUUAAACAUCUAAUUUUAGCGUUGUGGAAUGCACAGGUACCUGAAUCAUGUUCAGGUCAGCAUAUCUUAUGUCACCCCAAAGCACACAUGCCAACUGAGGCAGCUCUCCUUGCCAUCACUGGCAGCAAGACAUUUUGUCUCGAGCGUAGGCAUGCCCAGUUGCUGACUUGGAGCUGACAUCAGCCAACACCAGCUUGAUCUAAUCUCAGUAUCUCAGAGAAUUCAAAACCCUUUAUAGAUGCCAUGGUGGCUCAUAGUCAGUAUGAGACACCAUCUGUGCAAAUCUUAUCAGAGAUGCCUCUCUCAUUCUAGCUGUUAAGCCACACUUAUCCAGAUUCCUGGAUGCAGUUAUUAACUUGCUUCUAGACUUGCUCUGAGGAGAUCUCUGCAGCUUAGCUACUAAAGCUUUGCAGAUGUUUGUUUGAUAACCAAAUAUUUCAUGUUUCAUUCCUACUGACUCUGCCUAACCUGUCUGGGGCAUUGCAGCACGUCUGUAUUUAACAACGCUGAAAUCCUACAUGCAAACUGUGUGUGUGCAAAGGAAGAUAGAGUCCAGACCAUGAACUGGUAGCAAGGUGCCUUUUUUUUGUUUCUUGCAGAAGUAACUUAAGGCAAGCAUGCUGUAGGUGAAUGGAGGAGGACGGCAGCUGUUCUGCUGCAUUUCAGAAAUAAGCCCAUAGAGAAGCCACCAUCUUGUUUUUUCAUUUACUUCAUAGGAUGCCCUGAUCCAGCACGAAGGACACCACACUGCUCCUCAAGGGGAAUUUCCCUGAUCUCACAGUAACACAUUUAGAGGGACGCGUAUUUUGUUGUAUUUCUUGUUAGAGAAGAUGGUAGCAUAGUGCAAUAGAGAAAUCGUUCCUGGGCAGGUUACUUUGCAGAGUGGUUCUCAGCGACUCCAUCCUAAAAAGAAAGAGAUAAUUUCAUUAUAAUAUAUGUUCACAGAAGAGUUUUGUAGCUGCUUAUGGGUCAAAAUUAUCAACUGGUGAACAUUGCAGUAUGGGUGUGUUGCAGACUUUGCACAGGCUGCUGUAUGAGGGGAGAUUCAGAGAGGUACAGUAUAUGUUAACAUAGUCCAUGAAUACACCUACUCUACAUUAAGCUCUUCACAAAACCAUAAGGGGACUUUAUCCCUGCCAUGGGUUAAUUGUCUUCUGCCUGCCAAAUGUCUGCAAGCUGCAGGAGCAGCUUAGGGAGCCAAUUUAGGUUACACAGAGUGUAAAGCUGAGUCACAACCUACUCCAAAAUUCUGCCUACCUUUAGUAAUUUCAUUUCACUUAAUAACUCCAGCCCAGCGGCUUUUUGUUUAAAGCAUAUUUUCAAGAGAGAAAUCCAGCAGCCCUGAUGAGGACACUGAGAUGAAACAGCUUCUAUUCUAGAAGCUUACAGUAUUCUUUGCUGGAAAUCAUGUUCUGUUCCCAGAUUUUAUUUUGCUUGUUUGUUUUCAAUUUCUGGUCCCACAGAUAGGCAGCUUUGGUGCCCUUUCCACAAAGCAGAGCCCUUCAGAAUCUAGUGCACAUCCCCUCCAAGUCCUCAGUGCUUGUUGUUCCUUCCACCAGAAACAGAACUUGGAAAUCAAAUUUGAUCAUUAGAAAAACAAAGAAAGAAAGAAACAAAAAAAAAAAAAAAAAAAAGAAAAAAAAAAGAAAACAGCUUUUCCCUUUUUUAGAGAAAUUGUAAUUCUUCUGUGUCAGUCUGUUACCAUUGCUACUUGUGUGUUCCUUGAGAGUGAUUUCCCACUGUUUCCUCUGUAAUUCAGCAACACAGGAUACUGGCUGAGGCAGUGGGACAUUUUUUACUCAAAGUGGGCAGGCUUUUUAAUCAAAGAUCCUAUAUCUAGAAGACAUAAUUCUUAAUGUCCAUGCCAGUUACUUGUACUUCUCCUGUAAUGUACGUAGCCAAGCAAGUCUGACUGGGAGCAGACUUUGGGAGACUGACCUGGCAACAUUAAGUUUUCACACCCAACCUCCAGCCUAAUUGAAAAGAUGAAACAAUGCAUUAGCGACCAGUGAGCUCAGGGCGCCACUGCUUUUGAUCAGGUUUCUGUGUGUGAGGAGCAGGCGAUGGUGAAGCUUAUUCUACCACUAUUCCUGGGAGAUCCAGAUUUCCCCAUCUCCAGCAAACACUCCACUUAGCACACAGAGAUGUAGUGUCACAAUGCAUUAGCACAAGCAUUAGAAGGGAAAAAAGCAGCAAUCUCUCUGGAAUAGGAGACAUUAAGUAUUUGAAAAUUACAGUUUAAAGAAAAAGUCUAUGAAAACACAGGUCUGACUUGCCACCCACCUCAUUUCCUCCUCCAAAGCAAAUGUAGCAGAGAAAUGGUAUUCUGAUUGGACUCACCAGAUCUUUGUAAUGCCAACAACUGCCAUGGCUACAUCCCAGGAUACCCCAAGACAUCCACUGCUUCUGAAUCUCUGUAAUUUCGUAUACUUAACUGGGGGCACAUAAACAUGUGGCUGUUUAUGCCAGUUCAACCAGGCUAUGUAUAGAUCAGCUAAGGAUACCUUAACAAUUUUGGGUACAUGAGGUAGGAAAGUUACAGGACCCCAUUGCAGAGGGGAGAGUUGAGGAUAGGAUGGCAAACCAGGUAUAAGGUAUAAGAUGCUCUUCUUAUGGUAUAAGAAGAGCAGUAAUAUGCAGUAAAGUGCUGUAGGCUGAGCUCACAGUGUGAAGACAUUUUCCUGGAAUACUCAAGGUUGUGCUCAUGUCUGUCCCAGUCAGACCUCUCUGAAUGAGCUCUUUUAAUGCACCACAACAGUGAUGGUAUCACGGCACUCAGCAGCCGAGCUGACUACCAGAGCCUGGAGAAGGCAAUUCUCUGUUGCAAAAGCUGAGGUAGACAGUUUAAAAGGAAUGUUGGAGCCAACCAUUACAUAAGCACUCAGGAUGAGGGCAGAAGUGCAGACAGUCAUUCCUUCCCUAAGGCGCAGGAACAUGGAGGAGGAAGCUAGGGAAGCAUGCUGGUAUCUCAGCAGGGUGAAAGCCAGAGACGCUUGUACAGAGAUCUGCUGAGAAACUACAAUCGUCUGGAGCGCCCAGUCAUGAAUGACUCCCAGCCCAUUGUAGUUGAGCUUCAGCUUUCUUUGCUGCAGAUAAUUGAUGUGGAUGAGAAGAAUCAGGUGUUGAUUACAAAUGCUUGGCUGCAGAUGUACUGGGUUGAUAUUUACUUGUCUUGGGAUCAGUACGAAUACCCGGGUGUGCAGAACUUGCGAUUUCCAUCCGACCAGAUUUGGGUACCUGAUAUUCUUCUCUAUAACAGUGCGGAUGAAAGAUUCGAUGCAACAUUUCACACAAAUGUGCUGGUGAAUUACUCUGGAUCCUGUCAAUAUAUUCCUCCAGGCAUUUUGAAGAGCACAUGUUACAUUGAUGUCCGCUGGUUCCCUUUUGAUGUGCAGAAGUGUGAUUUGAAGUUUGGCUCUUGGACUCACAGUGGUUGGCUGAUUGACCUGCAGAUGCUUGAGGCUGAUAUUUCCAACUACAUCUCAAAUGGAGAGUGGGAUUUAGUGGGUGUCCCAGGAAAGAGGAAUGAGUUGUACUAUGAAUGCUGUAAAGAACCAUAUCCAGAUGUGACAUACACCAUCACCAUGCGACGACGCACUCUCUACUAUGGCUUGAACCUACUGAUUCCCUGUGUUCUCAUAUCUGGCUUGGCACUGCUUGUAUUCCUUUUGCCUGCUGAUUCAGGAGAGAAGAUUUCUUUAGGUAUCACUGUUCUGCUUUCCCUGACUGUAUUCAUGCUGCUUGUGGCUGAGAUCAUGCCUGCAACUUCUGAUUCAGUCCCACUAAUAGCUCAGUAUUUUGCUAGCAUCAUGGUCAUUGUUGGUCUGUCUGUGGUCGUAACGGUGCUGGUUCUGCAGUUUCACCACCAUGACCCACAAGCAGGAAAGAUGCCCAGAUGGGUCCGUGUCAUUCUGCUGAAUUGGUGUGCUUGGUUUUUACGUAUGAAAAAACCUGGGGAAAAUAUAAAGCCCCUCUCUUGCAAAUAUAGCUAUCCCAAACACCAUCCAAGCCUGAAAAACACAGAGAUGAAUGUCCUACCUGGGCACCAGCCCAGCAAUGGCAACAUGAUUUAUAGCUACCACACAAUGGAAAAUCCAUGCUGCCCCCAGAACAAUGAUCUGGGCAGCAAGAGUGGAAAGAUUACUUGCCCCUUGUCAGAAGAUAACGAGCAUGUUCAAAAAAAAGCUUUAAUGGAUACCAUCCCAGUGAUUGUGAAGAUACUGGAGGAAGUUCAGUUCAUAGCAAUGCGCUUCAGGAAGCAAGAUGAGGGUGAAGAGAUCUGCAGUGAGUGGAAGUUUGCAGCUGCUGUCAUAGACAGAUUAUGCCUGGUUGCGUUUACCCUUUUUGCCAUCAUUUGCACAUUUACAAUACUCAUGUCUGCUCCCAACUUUAUAGAAGCUGUUUCAAAGGAUUUUACGUAAGGAUUUCAAAUAUGAACACAAUGAGCUGAAAGGUAACUUAAAAGUGAAUAUCAUCAGUACUAUUGCUAGAUAGUUUAAACUCAAAACAGAGAAGUGUACUUUUAUGUGCUGACAUACACAGAAGGGGAUAAAAUUAAUUUCAGGAGAUAAUUAUUUCUGAUGUUAGUAAUAGUAGUUACUGAAUAGUAUACAUACUGACCUCUUACUUAUUUCCUAGGUGACUGCCACACAUAAUUAUGUUAUCAUCUGCUACAAAAAAUAGAAAAGAAUCCAAAUCCACGGUGUAUUUAUUAGAAGUUAACACCAGUGUAAAUGUGUUAUUGUAUCUUUGUGGACUUCUAAAUGUUGUAAUAAUUUAAAUGAUAGAUUAAUGACUAGAAGUAGCAUUUUGUUGUUUUCAAUAUCUUUAUGUUUUAUCAUAUUUGUUUAAUGUGGCUGUGACAUUUACUUCUCAGAUUUGACAGGCAUCUCUCCGCAGUUUUAUGAUGCUGCAUAUUGCAUAAAAGAAAAUAAACUAUUAUCAUGUUAGCUCCUAG
This is a messenger RNA of Gallus gallus (chicken), 5836 nucleotides long. It is a transcript of the gene CHRNA8, whose product is annotated as neuronal acetylcholine receptor subunit alpha-7-like. Gene Ontology annotation, biological process: signal transduction; monoatomic ion transmembrane transport; chemical synaptic transmission. Gene Ontology annotation, cellular component: postsynaptic membrane; synapse; neuron projection. Bases 3837 to 5300 code for a protein of 487 amino acids. The record is from RefSeq and is a predicted model, not a curated record. The transcript has 10 exons. Lineage: Eukaryota; Metazoa; Chordata; Aves; Galliformes; Phasianidae. Gene Ontology annotation, molecular function: acetylcholine-gated monoatomic cation-selective channel activity; transmembrane signaling receptor activity.